Messenger RNA from Salarias fasciatus (jewelled blenny), 4007 nucleotides. Its product is annotated as protein phosphatase 1 regulatory subunit 12A. Bases 47 to 2776 code for a protein of 909 amino acids. Lineage: Eukaryota; Metazoa; Chordata; Actinopteri; Blenniiformes; Blenniidae. Gene Ontology annotation, biological process: signal transduction. Gene Ontology annotation, cellular component: cytoplasm. The record is from RefSeq and is a predicted model, not a curated record. Gene Ontology annotation, molecular function: phosphatase regulator activity; protein kinase binding; enzyme inhibitor activity. The transcript is spliced from 25 exons.
UCCGCUCGCACCGUGAGCUCAAUCUGUCCGGGACAGACCAGGGAAGAUGGCGGCCACUGACCAUUCCCGGUCCCAAGCUGCUAAGCAGCGACGGCAGGAUCAGCUCCAGCGAUGGCUGGGGUCCGAGACGGAUCGGACGGGGGCGGAGAACCGGGAGAACUCCGGCGGGUCCGGGGCGCGGCGGGCGAAAGUUCGGUUCGCCCAGGGAGCCGUGUUUAUGGCCGCCUGCUCCGCCGGGGACCGGGAGGAGGUGGCGGCGCUGCUCCGCCAGGGAGCUGACAUCAACCACGCCAACAUUGACGGGCUGACAGCGCUUCACCAGGCCUGCAUCGACGAGAACGCCGAGAUGGUGCAGUUCCUGGUGGAGAGCGGGAGCGACGUCAACAGGGGGGACAAUGAAGGCUGGACUCCUCUGCACGCCGCGGCCUCCUGCGGCUUCAUCCAGAUCGCCAAGUACCUGAUAGAGCACGGCGCUCAGGUCGGAGCGGUGAACAGUGAGGGCGAGCUUCCUCUGGACGUCGCCACGGAAGACGCCAUGGAGAGGCUGCUCAAAGCCGAAAUCAAGAAGCAAGCAAUCGAUGUGGAUAAGGCCCGAAAAGAGGAGGAGAGGAUCAUGCUGCAGGACGCCAUGGCGGUGCUGGACGGAGGGGGCGUCCUGACCCCCCACCCAAACACCAAGGCCACGGCGCUGCACGUCGCUGCGGCCAAGGGCUACAUCGAAGUCCUGAAGGUCCUGCUGCAGUGUGGGGUGGACGUGAACAGCAGGGACAUCGACGGAUGGACGCCCCUGCAUGCGGCGGCUCACUGGGGGCAGGAGGAGGUGUGCACCCUGCUCGCCGACAACAUGUGCAACAUGGGUGCCGUCAACAAUGUGGGCCAAACCCCCUUAGACGUCGCAGACGAGAACCUCGCGGACACCCUGGAGGAGUUACAGAAGAAACAGAACGCCCUCCGCAGCGAGAUAGAGAAACAGACUCCUGUUAUUGAGACCAGUCCGCAAAUCUCCGUGGUACAAGUUCGCACACGCAGGACUUCUAUCUCUCGUAUGAGCAGCAAAGAGAAGUUCUGCCUCCACGAGCGGGAGAAGCACCCGCCGCCCGCCCUGCAGAGCAGCCCGGCCGAGGACGAGGAGGAGGAGGGCCAGGCGGGACAGGGCCACCCGCAGAGCCAGGCCAAAGCGUCCAGCAGCUCCAGCUCGGAGGAGGAGAGCGAAUCGGAGAGCGACGCAGAGUCAGAAAAAGCGAAAAACCGAGAAAUCAUAAACAACUUGAACAACAAACGCAACACCACCAGCCUGCUUCCUACCUCCAUGUCAACGGGUACAGCUGCCAGCCAAGUGAAGAAGGAACCCAGCAAGCUCCCGACCACCGAAGCCCCCGGCUCGUGGAGAACGUCUCUGAGGAAAGCGGGCAGCUCCGUGAACCUGGGCUCGGCCGGGCUGUCGGACUCCGGCCAGGACAGCAGCAGACCUCCGUCCGGCCUGGGGAUGACCCGCUCCGCUUCGAGCCCCCGACUCAGCUCCGACACCGACGCCAAGUCUCAGGAGCCGCGGCUCGCUCGGGUACCGCCCAUUCCGACGCGGAGACUCUUCAGUAUUCCAGAUAGCAGCAACGAAACGUCCAACAGCUGGUUAAGCCGUAGCUCCUCUUACACCCGCCGCCUCCACGGUCAGUCAGGGAAUGAUCUCACUAGUUCCACCCCGUCCUUGCUUCUCAGCUCAUCUUAUGGAAAGAGACUGGAUGACCCCGCCGUGACCUCAGCCAGCACUGGACUCAGCCGCCUUAACAGUGUCUCAGCUCAGAGACUUUCUCAGGAACAGACAGAAAAGAAGGAUCAGAACGCCGCCUUAAACUCCCAGAGCUCCACCACGGGCGAGCAGGAGACCAAGCAGAGACGCAAGUCCUACCUGACGCCCGUGCGCGAUGAGGAGGCGGAGGCUCAGAGGAAAGCUCGCUCCAGACACGCACGGCAGUCCCGCCGCUCAACUCAGGGGGUGACGCUGACAGAUCUGCAGGAGGCAGAGAAGACGAUGAAGACGAUGAAGAUGGACAACAAAGGGAGAGAAAAGGAGGAAGAAGAGAAGCAGAAAGAGAAGGAAGCGAAGCAGCAGCAGAAGAAGGGAGAGGAUGGGGAAGUGAGCUGGAGGUCCCGCAUUGCCAGCCUGCAGAAGUCGGACCUGCUGGGCCUGACGCAGCCCGCCGGCGCGCCCCGGCCUCAGACCUCCGACAGGAGAGAUGUUGAGGCCAGCACCGGGGAGAGCGAGACGGAACGGUGGGCCCGGGAGCGCAGAGAGAGGAGGCAGGCUCGGGCCAGGAGGAAGGCGCAGAGGACCGGCGAGGGUGAAGAGAAUGACCCCAGUGGAGAGGAGGAGUUCUCAGGCAGUGGGUUGGAUCAGCAGACGGAUCAUUUGAGCCCGAGGGUGGACGCUUCCUGCAAUGACCGCACUCAGGGAGGAGGAUCUGAGGCCAAGGAUUUUAAGAAGUUGUUCGAGGAGCUGUCGAGGGAAAACAGCCAGCUCCAGUCCCAGCUGCAGGACACGCAGAGGAUCGUGAGUCAGACGAGGCUGGACCUGGAGAAGGCCACACAGAGACAGGAGCGCUUCACCGAUUGCUCAGCACUGUUGGAGCUGGAGAGAAAGGACCGGAGGAUGCUGGAGCGGCGCAUGGCCGAGCUGGAGGAGGAGCUGAAGGUGUUGGUUGACCUGAGAGCCGACAACCAGCGGCUCAAAGACGAGAAUGGAGCACUGAUCCGUGUCAUCAGCAAGCUGUCCAAGUAGCUGAAGACGCAAAGAGACACGAAGAGCAGGGAACCCCCUCCCCUCCCCUCUCCCUCCCUCCCUCCCUCCCUCCCUCCAUCCAUCUAUUCCUCCCUCCCUCCAUACAUUCCUCCCAGUGCCAAAGAACAAGAGAGCGAGAGAGAGGGGAGAGAAGAAGGAGCAACAGAAUGUCCUUCGUACACGAGCACUACAGCUUGACUUGGAUUGUGAAGCCUAUUUAUGGACAGCUGGAGUGUCUUUUGUGUGCCUUUAAAUUGUCACAGGACGACCUGCGGCUGCGGCCCGAGGCCCCCGUAACCCGAGAGCCCACGGCAGCCAGCGAGCUCGCAGCCGGCGCAACACACACCAAACACAACAGCCGUGUGUUGUGACUGUGCAUCAGGGGAAUGCCGACACUUCCUCGACGCACAUUCCACCGAGCACAUAAGACAACUCGAGCCUUAAAGCUCCCACUUAGUAUUUAUUUUUAUGUUGUUUGUUUUUUUUUUGUGAACACUUACAUCGCACAGUCACAAAUUUUUUUCCUCCCCCACCACGUAGUCCAAGUCCAAGUCCAACUCCGACGUGCUGUCAAGCAGUGCUAAAGGUUUUCGGUGUAUCCGUCUGAAGAAGCUCCACUCCGAACCAUACUGCAGGGCUCUGCCUUUCCAUCCUGACCGCCACGGGAAUCCAUGAAGCUCCGCCGGCGUCGUUUUGUUUCCACGUGCAAGUGUUUGAACCCACCUACCUCUCCACCUAUGCACUUCCCCGUGAUUUUUUUUUCUUUCUUCUUUUUUAAUGUUUGUGACCACAGACACACUCCAUGCUCUUAAUGAUGACUGCAGAACCAGGUCAGUCAGCCACAGCACUUUACUCCGCAAAGCAAUUAAAGACCUUUGGGACUUUGCCCAUCGUCCAGAUGACUUUAGUUCAGAGCAGCAGCUUCCCGGGAGACGUUUCCGUUUCCCUCAGCCGAGGGGGCGAUAACAGUUUCCAGAAAUUGCUGUUCUGUCAAAGCCAAUGAUGCCACCAGUGGUUUUAAUUAUUACCACUGAGUAAGAUAUUAUUUUCAUAGAUAUUCAUCAAUUCCUCUCUUACAAGGGAGCAUGGUUAUGUAUAUGUGUAUAAAUGUUAGUCUUGAGUAAUACCCAUUUGAAGUAAAAUUCCAUGUAGCCCGUCUUCACAUGUUGGUUUUCUAAUAUAUUAAAUGGAUGUCUGCACCAUCAUAAUAAAAAAAGUGUGUUUGUAGCAA